GUUAAACUUAAAAAUGUGGUUACUUCCCAGUUGAAGAAGGGUUUCACAAAAGUUAUUCACUUGUAGACUGGGGGUAAGGGCACUUAAGCCUGAAAGAGCCAGGGCUAGGAAAUCUCUAACAACUGCUUUAGUCUUUACAGGAGCUAUGGGGUAUUUGACGAUGAGAGGAGAGUUUAUGGGUUUUAGCAAGAAGGUCGAAUGACAAGGUACCAAAAUUGAAUUUGAGAAUCCAAAUGUUACUAUUCUGGAGCAUUCACUUGUGCCGUUCUUGUUAAGCCAAAUUCGGGAUCCAGAGUGAUCAACAUCUGAUUAUAGAAGGUUUUCUGAUAGAAUAAUGCAUCUCUUGAUUGAAGAAGCUAUUGCUGCUGAGCCAAUGAACGUGACAAUAAAGAAAACACUAGCAGGAGGAGAUUUUGAGUGCUAUAGACUCACUAAAACCCCAAACGACUUCUGUGCUGUUACUAUUAUCAGAGCAGGAGAUAGCAUGCUUCCCAAAAUGUUUGAGCUGAUGCCAGGCAUUAAGGUGGGUAAAGUACUCGUUCAAAGAGAUGAGAGCACUGAAGACAAGCGCUCUGUCUUUUAUUAUUCAAAGUUGCCAAAAGAAAUAGCGAAAAAGAAAGUAUUUAUCCUAGAUCCAAUGCUUGCUACAGGAGGAAGCUGCAGCCUUGUGAUCAAUAGAUUGAAAGAGGAAGGAGUAAAAGAGGAAAAUAUCACUUUUAUCAAUCUAAUUUCUUGUCCUGAGGGAUUAUCGUGACUGACUAGUGCAUUUCCUGAUAUCAAAAUUAUCACAGCAGUCGUUGAUCCAAAUAUGAACGAGGAAAGAUAUAUUGAGCCUGGCCUUGGAGACUAUGGAGACAGAUAUUUCAACUCUGAUUAGUCGUGUAUUUUUGAUGA
This is a messenger RNA of Moneuplotes crassus, 894 nucleotides long. Lineage: Eukaryota; Ciliophora; Spirotrichea; Euplotida; Euplotidae. The record is from the annotation of a GenBank genome assembly.